Molecule: messenger RNA, 1539 nt
Organism: Menidia menidia (Atlantic silverside)
Lineage: Eukaryota; Metazoa; Chordata; Actinopteri; Atheriniformes; Atherinopsidae
Source: the annotation of a GenBank genome assembly
GGGAGGGCUGCAGGAGCCCGGACUGGAAAGUGUUCAGAGAAACACAACCAAAAGUUCAGAACGGAGAGUCAAGACGGAUACUUUCCGGAUGAUACACCCCUAAACCAGGAUUUUACUUGGAAUUGAUCACAGAACUGCCUUUUGACUUUACUUUGGACAUUUCAUUUGAUUUUUUUUUUAAUUGCUCCAAUCCUUCGCUUUUACGCACGACGGAAAAGUGUGUUCCAAAUUCUGCAGAUGUCGACUCAUCUAAACCAGGAUGUUUAGAUGAGUGCAGUAACUCAAAGAGGUGCUGGAAGAGGCUCUAAGAUGGCAGCUGUGAUGCUUCCAGGCGCCAUGGGCAACGUCAUGGAGGACGGCAUGAACGUCGUCAUCGUCAGCCACUACAACCACUCGGGCAAGUGGGACCGUCCCCGGGGGGGCGGGGCCUGCAAGACGGCGGUGCUGCUCCUCAUCUGCGUGCUGAUCGUCAUGGAGAACGUCACCGUCCUGCUGGCCCUGUGGAGGAACAAGCGCUUCCACAGCCGCAUGUACUUCCUCAUCGGGAACCUGGCGCUCUCCGACCUGCUGGCCGGCGUGGCCUACGUGGUCAACAUCUUCACCUCGGGCAGGAACACCUUCUUCCUCACCCCCGUGCAGUGGCUGGCCCGCGAGGGGAGCAUGUUCGUGGCCCUGAGCGCCUCCACCUUCAGCCUCCUGGCCAUCGGCAUCGAGCGCCACAUGACCAUGGUGCGCCUGCGCCCCUGCGAGACGGCGGGCCGCGGCCGGCUCCUGACCCUGCUGGCCGCCUGCUGGCUGGUGUCCCUGCUGAUCAGCGCCCUGCCCAGCCUGGGCUGGAACUGCCUGGACCACCUGGCGGCGUGCUCCACCGUGCUGCCGCUCUACGCCAAGAGCUACAUCGCCUUCUGCAUCAGCGUGUUCAGCGCCCUGCUGGCGGCCAUCGUGGUCCUCUACAUCCGCAUCUACCGGCUGGUCACCUCCAGCGGCCGCCGGGUGAGCAGCCGGCCGUCGGAGCGCUCGCUGGCCCUGCUGCGGACGGUGGUCAUCGUCCUGGGGGUGUUCGUCAUCUGCUGGUCCCCGCUGUUCCUCCUGCUCCUGGUGGACGUCGGCUGCAGCCCGGACAAGUGUCCCAUCCUCUACCAGGUGGACUGGUUCAUCGCCCUGGCCGUGCUGAACUCGGCCCUCAACCCGCUGAUCUACACCCUGACCAGCCGGGAGAUGAGGGCGGCCUUUUUCCGGCUGCUGUGCUGCUGCCAGGACGGCCUGGAGUCCGGCGGGAACACGGCGGCCGGGAACCCCCACGCGGGAACGUUCGUCCCCACGGCCGAGAACAGCAAGACCAGUUUCGGAGGAGGAGGGGGAGGAAGCGGGGCGGGGAAAUCCACCCUGAGCAGGGCCAGGCUUCCCAUGGCCGUCAACGCCGAGAACAAGCACGGAACCCCCCCCGCCACCGCCGUGCCACACCCCUCGGGGCCCGCCGACCUGCUCUCGGCCGUGCUCGUAAAGGCCGGGGCGCUGCCCCCCCUCGGCAAAUUCUGA